UGAUAAGACCUAGACUCGUAGAUGGAUUGAUGCAAUGAACGCGUGCGCGUAUAAUAUAAUCAUACAGGAAUAGUACUUAGACUGUUUAACAUUAACCAAGACCACGAAAUAGUCUUUAAAUACAACAAGCUAAUCAGCAAGAUCUGUUCAGCAGACAUAAGGCUAUGAAUGAAGACCAAAUCUUGUUACUUCGAGAUUGUGGUGGUGUUGCUGCUAUCUGUGAUUCCGUGGCCAGGACCAUCUGUCUUUAAAAUAUCAUGCCCCCGUGAUCGCGCGUCUAUGGUGCGACGAAUCGUACAUAAACGAUGGAUACCUAUUUUAAAAAAAUAUCAAGUGGAAUUGCCUUUGGAAUGCCCAUUCCACGAAAGUCGAGAUAUAUUUUACCCUCAGCAAGUGGCCAAGAUACAGCACAGGACAUCUCAGUGGACAUGUGGACUGUGCGGGAAAUCAUUUUAUGCAGAAAAACAUCUCGAUGCACAUUUCGAUAGCAGACAUAGGAGUAAUGUCAAUACGGCUGAAGAUGCUGUUUGUUUAGCAAAUUAUUGUGACAUCAUGCGUUGUGAUGUCUUGGGUAUGAUGGAACUUGACGGUUCUCUAGUUGAUGAUUCAACAGGUACAGUAAAUACAGAUAUACAAGUUUGGCGAGAGAAUACAGACAGUAGGGUAACACCUUACGUACCCUGUGAAUGCCGUGAAUUAGCGAGGGUGUACAGCAGUAAUGUUGGUAAUAGCGAUAAAUCGGAAAUUAUUUCUACAAGCUCGUCUUAUCAUCGUGCGCAUACAAAACAUUGCCAGACAGGUGAACGUGGUACUUCACAGACAGCUUCAUCAACAUCAACAACAACUGCAUCGUCAUCCGGCUAUCAUCGUGAUAUCCCUCACGAUACCGACAACAAAAGCAGUGCUUGUGAUAAUGAUGAUAACGAGGGUGAAAAUGACACAAGCAAUUUAGUGGAAGCAGCUCUUCCAUCUGCUGGUGAUAGACGAGAAAAAAAUCGUGAGUCAGAAAUUAGGAAACUUAAAUCAAAUUGUAAUCCAGAAGAAUUACAAAAGCUCAAAAUACAAUGUGAGAUAUUGGUAAGAGAUUGUAUUGCUGGUCUUCUUGCUAAUCUUUCAAUAAAAGAUUUUCAAGAAAUCGAGGGAGAGUUAAAUCGUGCAAUUUGUUGGUACUUGAGUUGUGACAGAUAUUGGGAAGAUACAAAACGUCAUCAACGUCAUACACCUUGGUACCUGCUCGUAACAUUUUUGUUUUUACUUUCAUCUGGCAUAUCUGCGUGUUAUUAUGUCGUCUCUCUUCUCCUUAGUUCGGGGGACGACGAUUGCAUGGAUGGUAGCGAGGACAAUCCAGAGUUUCAUGAUGGGCCGGACCGACCAUCAAGUUCUCUUCAUGAUCCCGGAGGUGACGGUCAAUCAGGGGAAAGACGAAAAUAUGAAGACGAAGAUAGACUGAUUGCUGCCGGAGCAAUGCCGGACCAUUAUAUUUACGUCGCUUAUCCACCAGAACUUAAGCGCCGUCUUCUAGAAAGUUGCUACAAUCGAACCACGAGGUUAUAACUCGACGGAAGAUGAUUAAAUAAAAUAAAAUUUUUUGAUUAACGCACGCACAUAAUCAUGCGCAACACAUUUUCUCAUUCUUCAGUAUCAACGUAUAUCAGAUAUCUAUACUUAAUUAAUUAAAAUAAAAAAAAAAAAGAAAGUAUUUCCGAAAUUAAAAGAAAACAUAAAAUUUCCAUUUCUCGUGAAUGUUUAUUUUUUGGCUUAUCAACAUUAAAACCAGUAUGUCAUUUUAAUGGAACCGUCAGAGUCUCUCUGGGUGUCCAUUACACUAGACUGACGCAUCAGUCGACGGGUCGACGUACUGGAUCCUCUAGUUAAUUGUACUUGUUGUUGAUCUAAUUCAACCGCAGAUGUAUCUGUCACUGGUUGCAUUUCAACUGUCUCACCAACUGAGAGAUCUUCGUAUGACGUCGUCGCUGAAGGUGGUCUAAAAUAAAUAUCAUUAAUUAAAUUUAAAUAAAUAAAUUUAAAAAAAGAAAAUUAAUUAAUUAAUAAAUUGUCACUGUAAUAAUACUAGUCUUUAAGAUUGUUAUAAAUUAUUUGACUUACUUGAUGGGCACACAGUGAAGACAGUCAGCACAUUUCCAAUCCUUUCCGAAGAGCUCUCCCUCCUCUACAGUCUGUGGCAGUCGAUGAUGUAGCGUUUCUGGUAACCGUAAUCCAGACAAUCCUCCGAUUACGGAAACUGCCCCAAGUAUUACAAGAGGUAAUACUAAAUUAUCUCUGCCCUGAAAUAUAAUAAAUAAAUCUAAACUUUCAUACUUAUUAAUAACAGUAAUACGCAGUGUUGGUCCAUUUUCUCAUUCCAUUUAAUUUUAUAUAUUUUUUCUUUAAAAUAAUUAUAUUUCAUGUACUUGAAUAAAUCCAUUGAUGCUCAUGAUAAAAUAUAAACUAUUGAUUUUAAUUAAUUAAAUUACGUCUUACC
Messenger RNA from Microplitis mediator, 2482 nucleotides. RefSeq lists its product as uncharacterized. The coding region runs from base 169 to 1554 and encodes 461 amino acids. Lineage: Eukaryota; Metazoa; Arthropoda; Insecta; Hymenoptera; Braconidae. The record is from RefSeq and is a predicted model, not a curated record. The transcript is spliced from 7 exons.